AUGAAAUUUGCUUGCUGCAACUUGACGACAGGUGUCUCUGAGUGCUUGUCGUGUUCAAAGUGUAGUAAUAAUUAUCACAUCAAAUGCCUAUAUCCAUCUGACAAACGGAAAGAAUUACCCACAGAUACAAAAAAACAUUGGAUUUGUCCGGAAUGUACGGUGGCUCAGCCAAGAUCUGCUAGAAAGGAUAGUACACCUGUGCGAGUGCAAUCGAUGUGUCAUUUGCGCAACGAUGUUGAUAAUGUCAAUGCUCGUAGAGGCGCCGCAUCUGAGGUUUACGAUGAUUGUGUCUUGGAUUUAACUGAUAGGACAUCGCUUAUCGACGUAAUUAAAUCUGUUAUGUCCACUGAAUUGGCGAGUUUUAAAGCGGAAAUCAAUGUUAUUAUGAAUCCAAUUAAAGAAGAAAUAAAAUUAAUUAAGAAAGAAUUUGAAAAUUUUAGAGAAAGUUUGGAAUAUAUUAAUACGAAAUUCGAAGAAAUGGUUAAGCGCACGGAUGGUUUUCAGGAGGAGAUUAAGGUCUUAUCUAAGAAAUGUAUCGAAAUCGGUAAACUGAGUAGUUCCAUUGAAAAAAUCGAGUCCGAAAACAAUAAUCGAGAACAAUGGGCUCGUAAGUCUAAUGUAGAAAUAUAUGGAAUUCCCGAAAAGAAAAAUGAAAAUCUUAUUUCGCUGUUACAGACUAUAGUUAAUAAGACAGAUCUACAAAUAAAUAUGAGUACUGAUAUCGAUUUCGUUACUAGGGUGGCCUCUAAAAAGUCUGAAAAUAAGAAAACCAAACCGAUUAUUGUACGUUUUUUAUGCCGAUGGAAGAAAGAUGAAUUUUUAUCAGUUGUCAGAAAAUUAAAGCUCAGAGGUACUGAUAUUGGUUUUAAUGAUGGUAACAGUUCGAUAUUCUUCAACGAUCAUCUCACCAGCACAAAUAAAGCGUUAUUGCAAUCAGUGAAGAAGGCUGCAAGUGAUAAGAAUUAUAAAUAUGUGUGGGUGAAAAACUGCAGUAUUAUGGCUCGUCGUUCCGAUACUAGUCCAGUUUUGCACUUUACAAGUUUGAAAGAUUUAAACAAAAUUGCAUGA
Messenger RNA from Melitaea cinxia (Glanville fritillary), 1068 nucleotides. RefSeq lists its product as uncharacterized. The transcript has a single exon. Lineage: Eukaryota; Metazoa; Arthropoda; Insecta; Lepidoptera; Nymphalidae. Bases 1 to 1068 code for a protein of 355 amino acids. The record is from RefSeq and is a predicted model, not a curated record.